GCUGAAUAACCGCGGAAGGUCGCGCAGAAAGUAGAGGAAAUGACCUAGCAUGCCGCGCUGGGGCUUCUGGGGGUUGUAGUCAACAAGCCCCGUGGUACACCAGGACAAUGCCUGACGACAGAGGCAGAGAAAACUACAACUUCCAGCAUGCCUCGCUACCCUUUUCUUUAGCGAGCGUUCUUCCUCGCGACUAUCCUGUUCCGCCCCAUCUGUGUGCCGCACAGCUUGAGUAGAAAAGCUGGUCCAGCGGCGGUGGAGGCUGGCGCUGUCCUGAGAGGGAGGGCUCGGUGUGGAAGAGAUGAAUCGGACAAAGGGUGAUGAGGAGGAGUAUUGGAAUAGCUCCAAGUUCAAGGCUUUCACCUUUGAUGAUGAAGAUGAUGAGCUCUCACAGUUAAAGGAGUCCAAGCGGGCAGUGAAUAGCCUUCGAGACUUCGUGGAUGAUGAUGAUGACGAUGAUCUGGAGCGAGUCAGCUGGAGUGGGGAACCUGUUGGGAGUAUCUCAUGGUCCAUCAAAGAGACUGCUGGUAGUAGUGGGUCAAACCAUGAGGGGCGUGAACAGCUGAAGAGCCGAAACAGCUUCUCCUCCUACGCACAACUACCCAAACCUGCUUCUACCUACUCCCUCAGCAGCUUUUUUAGAGGUAGAAACAGACCUGGAAGUUUCCAGUCCCUUUCUGAUGCUCUGUCGGAUACACCUGCCAAAAGCUAUGCUCCAGAGCUUGGGAGACCCAAGGGGGAGUAUAGGGAUUACAGCAAUGACUGGAGCCCCAGUGAUACCGUGCGACGCCUCCGGAAGGGCAAGGUCUGCUCACUAGAAAGAUUCCGCUCCUUACAGGACAAGCUUCAACUCCUAGAAGAGGCAGUUAGCAUGCAUGAUGGAAAUGUCAUUACCAUGGUUUUGAUCUUCCUGAAGAGGACACUGAGCAAAGAGAUCCUCUUCCGAGAGCUGGAGGUGCGACAGGUUGCCCUGAGACAUCUCAUCCACUUCCUUAAGGAAAUAGGGGACCAAAAGCUGCUUUUAGACCUCUUCAGGUUCCUAGAUAGAACAGAAGAGCUUGCGCUAUCCCAUUAUCGAGAACAUUUGAACAUUCAGGACCCUGAGAAACGUAAAGAGUUUCUUAAGACCUGCAUUGGUUUGCCAUUUUCAGCCGAAGAUUCUGCACACAUACAAGACCAUUACACGCUCCUGGAGCGUCAGAUCAUUAUUGAGGCAAAUGAUCGACAUUUAGAAUCAGCAGGACAGACUGAGAUCUUCCGAAAGCAUCCCCGCAAAGCUUCCAUCCUCAACAUGCCUCUGGUGACCACGCUCUUCUACUCCUGCUUCUAUCACUACACGGAGGCUGAGGGGACAUUCAGCAGUCCCAUCAACCUGAAGAAGACAUUUAAGAUCCCAGACAAGCAGUAUGUGCUGACAGCCUUGGCUGCUCGCGCCAAACUCCGAGCCUGGCAUGAUGUAGAUGCCCUCUUCACCACAAAGAACUGGCUGGGCUACACCAAGAAGCGAGCACCCAUUGGCUUCCAUCGGGUGGUGGAGAUUCUGCACAAGAACAGUGCCCCUGUCCAGAUUUUACAGGAAUAUGUCAAUCUAGUGGAAGAUGUGGACACAAAAUUAAACCUAGCUACUAAGUUCAAGUGCCACGAUGUCGUCAUUGAUACCUGCCGGGACCUGAAGGACCGUCAGCAGUUGCUCGCAUACAGGAGUAAGGUGGAUAAAGGAUCUGCAGAGGAAGAGAAGAUUGAUGCCAUUCUCCACAGCUCGCAAGUUCGAUGGAAGAAUUAAGUGGCAUUAACUUCCCUGAAACGCUGCCUCAUUUCUUCCUUUCCUGCCUGUGGAAGUCGAGAGAGCUCUCCCUUACAGAGUUACAGCAUCAUACCGCUUGGGCUCAUCACCAGGCAGUGCUGCUCUUGGGACAGAAACCAGCACCUGGGUGCAGGUAGCUUCAGAGUGACCUGCCCAAGGGACAUCAUCUAAGGGCCAAGAUCUAAAACUUUGACUCCUGAGAGAGAGUCUCUCCACCUGGUGCUCACGUGAAGGUGGAAGUGAUUUCUAGAUGGGCCCAUAUCGGAUAAGAUCUCUGUUGGCCUGAGGAAAGUGACUGGCCCAGGAAGGAAGUGUCCUAGACUGAGGUACAGGUGUUGUAGGGUGGCCACUCCAUUCCGUUCAGCUUUUUCUGACCCAGGACUUUGUGCUGGACAUCGGCAUUUCUGCUCUGAAUGAAGUGAGAACAGAGCCAAUGUGGCCAUCUUCCAGGCCUCCGGAAGGAGUCCUGGUGUUGCCCGGGACCACUGGGGGUGCACUCACACCAGACUGCUCAGAGUCCUCCACAGUAGGACAGAUGCGGCCCAGAAGUUGUGUUUCUUCAGUGUCCCUCUGCCUCCUAGUCUGCUCUCUGUCUAGAAACUAGGGUCUCUCUCAUCCACACACUGAGCUGGCCUUGUUUGGAUAAAGAGACGUUCCCCUUCUCUGUUCCUCUGCUUUUCCUCUCCCAGACCUUUAACCUUAUCUGGAGCGCAGAUUCAGCAGUGCUGGAGAGCUCUCCCUUUGUGCAAAACUCUCAUUACUUCACCAGGAGCUUCCAGAAGCUUUACCUGGGCUAAAUUCAGCAUUCAGCGAUUUCGAUGAAGGUUUUAUUUUCACUUGGUUUAUGAGAGGACAUUCUAAAACACUCCAUUCUUGCCUCCUACCGAUAAUCUUCUCUCUUCCCUGUGACUGAACUGGGUUUUCCUGACAUGCCGAGACUCCUAAUAAAGCUGGUUUUUCCUUGGUG
Messenger RNA from Tupaia belangeri chinensis (Chinese tree shrew), 2768 nucleotides. It is a transcript of the gene VIPAS39, whose product is annotated as VPS33B interacting protein, apical-basolateral polarity regulator, spe-39 homolog. NCBI's taxonomy places the organism in Eukaryota, Metazoa, Chordata, Mammalia, Scandentia, Tupaiidae. The transcript is spliced from 20 exons. Bases 299 to 1780 code for a protein of 493 amino acids. Gene Ontology annotation, biological process: vacuolar transport; intracellular protein transport. The record is from RefSeq and is a predicted model, not a curated record. Gene Ontology annotation, cellular component: cytoplasm.